Patiria miniata (bat star) is the source of this 1532-nucleotide messenger RNA. RefSeq lists its product as uncharacterized. The record is from RefSeq and is a predicted model, not a curated record. Lineage: Eukaryota; Metazoa; Echinodermata; Asteroidea; Valvatida; Asterinidae. The coding region runs from base 271 to 843 and encodes 190 amino acids. The transcript has 3 exons.
CGCACAGUCUUAAGAUUGCGAGAUUUUCAAGAAUGGGCACAACACAACCAUCGAAUGAUGACGUGGACUUUAUUUAUCAUAACAAGGAAGUGACCUUGAUAACCCAUCCGUGGUGAAUGUCAACAGUAUAGCCAUAUUAGAAAAUAUACAUGUACAGGCCUACAUACAAUUCUCCAAAACAGCUAAGCUAGCCCCGUGUUUCUGGUAUCAACGUGCAAACUACAGUGUCAAAAUCGCCCUACUAAGGAAGGGGAAUAAACGCACAGAAACAUGACUGGAUUUCGUCAGCUUGUGGUGGUUUCUCUACUUCUAGCGUUCUGCGAGGUUUGUCGGCCGUGUAAGGUGGCCAACUGGCGGCGCAAGAGCGUUGCCGAGCAGGCAGCCGAGGCGAAGAUCAUCGUGUACGGGACGGUCAGGGCGCACUACCCGAUGCCUGAUGUUCCCAUUGAAAGGGCCUAUGUUGCUGAAAUGGACGUCACCUGUAACUUGAAAGGUGAAGUUCUACCAGCUAGGAUCAACAUCUUCGAAGCAGGAAAACUGACGUCUUGUCAUCACACGCUGCUACCGAUCGGCGGAGCAUUCAUCACCUUCCUCGAACGGGACGCGUCCGGUCAGCUCGUACCGGACGAAGUCAACCAUCUUUCCGUGGCCUUCCCGCCGACGAGUGAGAACGUGUACGGCGUGGGCAAAGCCGUGGGGGGCCUGGCCGAGAAAUGCCCGCAGCUCAGUCACAGCCAAAUCGGAGUCGGUGAAUAUACGGGCGGCGACAAUAGUGCCGUGAUUGGGAAACCUGGUCCACUGAUCUCCUUCGUUGCCGUGCUUAUUGCGGCAAUGAUGAACUAGACUCCUGAUCUCGGCCGCGUCAGGUUUUUGGAGAGAAAGAAUCCUGCAAAUUAACGUUUAAUAAAUAUCACCAACGAAUUUGACUGUGUUCAAGGCAAGAGGCAACCGUAAAAGGAAACAGGUCAUAUUUUUAGCGACGAGGGGGCGCCGCGAUGCGACAAACAGUAGUUGAAACAAUGUAACCGCUAUCUUAAAUUAAUUAAUUAAUUAGAUUAGAUUAAAAAUAAUUUUAUUCAUGUAAAAUAUACGUUGGAUUCACGGAGUCUAGCCUUUUUGUAAAAUUACGAAUGAAAAUCUUUAUUGCGUUAUGGUUGGACUACAUUUUUUAUUAUGCAAAACAUGCAUUGGUUUAGGUAAAAAAAAAACUUUGUGAUUUAAAGAAAGAAAAGCUUGUUUUUUGUUCAUCAUUUCUGGUUAGAGCCAGAUGCGCCAUUUACGUCAUGAAACAUCCCAGGCACGUAGUGGUACCAGUACUCAAACCUGUAUCAUGAUAAAAUAUAAUGGUUUAUUAACAUGAUCUAAAAGUUUGUAAAAAACGAAAGAAUUCCGCAUUUUUUUCUUUGAAUACCACAGGCCAAAUACAAGCCCAACUUUAAAUGUACCUUUGAAGAUGCAGUGAUAAACCCAUGCUUGACAUUUUUUAUAGUACACAAAUAAAGUGGCACAGAUUAUGAAUACGUUAAAAAAGA